AUGUGCACAGCUGAUAGCAUGAUUAAGGAGCCAACAUGGUACGGCAGUGAUAAUUCACUGAAUUUUCUUCAAGAUGUGUUAAAAAUUGAUCCCGGCGAGGUUUCAAGGUUGUUUGCAUUGUGGGAAUGCACUUGUAACCAGAACACGUCGGAACUUGAUACACUUGCUGUUGUACACAGCCAAUGUGUGGAGUUGAUCCAGACCGGCCUCAAUUGCUUACUCAACAAUGGAGCAGUUUCCAUGAACUAUGUAAAUUACAAGACUGCUAUUGUGCAAACCCACAAGGUCCGGUUGGUCAAUUGGCCCACUGGCCUGAAAUUUGUCAAUCCAUCCUUCAUAGGAACUGUUGGUGAUAUACAAACCCUUCGCAACUCCCUAAGGACUAGCAAGUACCAUUGGGAGAAGCUCAAAAGACUCCAACAAAUGGCCCAUAAACUCAACCUAGAGAGAUGUCAAGAGGCUGGAGAAAUCGUUGGGAAACCACAAAAACAGCGCUCAGACGCUGGUACCAAGUGCAAGGUGGAAGAGGAGCUGCCCCAGCACAAAGAGGCCGUGGAGGGGAGCGGGGUCAAAGUGCAAUAA
This is a messenger RNA of Serpula lacrymans var. lacrymans S7.9, 582 nucleotides long. RefSeq lists its product as uncharacterized. The transcript has 5 exons. The coding region runs from base 1 to 582 and encodes 193 amino acids. The record is from RefSeq and is a predicted model, not a curated record. NCBI's taxonomy places the organism in Eukaryota, Fungi, Basidiomycota, Agaricomycetes, Boletales, Serpulaceae.